This is a messenger RNA of Motacilla alba alba, 1232 nucleotides long. RefSeq names its product death domain-containing protein CRADD-like. Bases 148 to 780 code for a protein of 210 amino acids. Gene Ontology annotation, biological process: regulation of apoptotic process; signal transduction. The transcript is spliced from 2 exons. NCBI's taxonomy places the organism in Eukaryota, Metazoa, Chordata, Aves, Passeriformes, Motacillidae. Gene Ontology annotation, molecular function: protein binding. The record is from RefSeq and is a predicted model, not a curated record.
UGCCCGGGCAGCCCCGGAGGCGGGAGGCGAGGCCGCGCCCUCCGCGCUGCCCGCGAAAAGAACGGCGCCGGCGGGAACGGAGCGCGGCCAGAGCGGGGCGGCGGCGCGGUGAGAGCGGGGCGGCGGCGGCGCGAAUUUUCUGCCCCGAUGGCGAGGGACGAGCGGGCGACGCUGCUGGAGGUGUGCCAGGCGCUCCCGGAAGACCAACUCCAGAAUCUAAAGUUCCUGCUCGGAGAGCAAAUUCCAGAGGGGCCUCUGCUCCCGGCAUCGCGCCCCGACUUGUGCCGGAUCCUCCUCCAGCACUUCCCGGGGAAUUCCCUGCGUGUGAUCGCCGGGAUCCUGCGGCACCUCGGCCGCCACGACCUCAUCCAGCGUUUUCAGCUGCCCCUGGAUGAGCAAAUCCCGGAGGGAAAUCCCGGGACACCUAACGGAGACAACCCCGGGGUGGGGGGGGACUCCGCUUCAGGAAAUCAUGCUGGAGGGAUUCCAGCUCCACCCGUGAGUUCCCGACGCCUGACAGAGAAGGAAUUGAUGAAAGUCGCCCAAAAAUUGGGAAAAGAGUGGCAGCAGGUGGGAAUUAUGUAUCUAGAGCUGGAGCAGACCCGGCUGGAGCAGAUCCAGGAGGAAAAUCCCGGCAAGCAUGUCCUGUGGAGUUUCGAGAUGCUGCGGGAGUGGCACCGGCGGGAGCGAGAUAACGCCACAGUGUCCAAUCUCCUAGCCUGCAUUGAGCAGGCCCCGGUCGAUCCCAGCAUCCUCGACUACCUCCGGAGCCUCAAGUAGGAUUGAGGGACCCCCAAACUCCAUUUCUGGAGGAGGGGAGUGUGAUAUCAAAUUCAUAUAAAAUUGAAACCAUUAAAUGCUGUUUUAUUCCAUGAGUGUGGAGUUUUGGGAUCAAGUGCCGAGAUCGUCCAUCUUUACUCCUGAUUUAAAGAUCCCAGAAGGAAGUCCAGGCUCUGCUCCACUUCCUCAGGGAUGGACGCAGCAGGUUUUGCAGUACUCUCCCAAGAGUUUCUCGGGUGCUGACAGAUCGUCUUCCAUACAAAUUCCAACCUCUGGAGCUUCAAGAAGUCAUGGAAAUGUCAGGAGAGUCACAAGGCCACUUCAUCCUGAUCCCAGAAUCCACAACCUCCUCUGGAGCUUCCAAAACCCUACAUUCCAAACCCCAUUUUGAGGGUGGGGUUAUAUCAAAUUAUUAUCAGAUCAGGCCCAUUAAAUGCUGUUUUAUUCUGUAA